This is a messenger RNA of Brachypodium distachyon (stiff brome), 1282 nucleotides long. Its product is annotated as probable 2-oxoglutarate-dependent dioxygenase ANS. The transcript has 3 exons. Bases 52 to 1095 code for a protein of 347 amino acids. NCBI's taxonomy places the organism in Eukaryota, Viridiplantae, Streptophyta, Magnoliopsida, Poales, Poaceae. The record is from RefSeq and is a predicted model, not a curated record.
GGCACGGCAUCCGGUACGGCACACCGCUCAAGUCAGCGUGUCUGCUCUCCGAUGGAAGCCACGGCGGCGCCACGCGUCCAGGCGCUCGCCGACGCCGGCGUCCCCCACCUCCCGGCGCAGUACAUCCAGCCUCCCGAUCUCCGCGCGGACCCCUCGGGCCGCCCCGCGGCCGCCGUCGCUGCCUCCAUCCCCGUCGUCGACCUCUCGGCCACCGCCUCCGCGGCCGACGCCGUCCGCCGCGCCUGCGCCGACUGGGGCGCCUUCCACGUCGUCAACCAUGGCGUGCCGCCCGCGCUGCUCGACGAGAUGCGGGGCGCCGGCCUAGCCUUCUUCCGCGCGCCCAUGGCGGAGAAGCUCCGGUUCGGCUGCGACCGGGCCAAGGGCGCCGCCGCCGAGGGGUACGGCAGCCGCAUGCUCGCCAACGACGACUCCGUGCUCGACUGGCGCGACUACUUCGACCACCACACCCUCCCCGAGUCCCGCCGCGACCCCGCCCGGUGGCCCGACUUCGUCCCCGGAUACAGGGACACUGUUGUGAGAUACAGCAACAGCAUGAAAGGCCUUGCCCAAAGUUUGCUGCGCAUAAUCUCUGAAGGUCUAAACUUGCCGCCCUCUUAUAUGGAAGAGGCGGUGGGUGAACCUUAUCAGAACAUCACCAUAAGCUACUAUUCCCCUUGUCCACAACCAGAUCUUGCUCUCGGAUUACAAUCUCAUUCUGACUUUGGCGCAAUAACACUUCUAAUACAAGAUGAUGUGGGUGGGCUCGAGGUAUUGAAGGACAGGACGUGGAUACCUGUGCCUCCUUUAUCUGAUGGGAUCCUUGUAAUUUUGUCUGACCAAACAGAGAUCAUAACCAAUGGAAGAUACAAGAGUGCAGUGCAUCGAGCUGUUGUCAACGCCAAUCGUGCCCGCUUGUCAGUAGCAACAUUCUAUGAUCCAUCUAAAUCUCGGAAAAUAUGUACUGCUCCACAGCUUGUGAGCAAGGAGCAUCCACAAAAGUACCAGGAUGUGAUCUAUGGCGACUAUGUGUCAUCCUGGUACAUCAAGGGCCCUGAGGGCAAGCGCAACAUUGAUGCCCUCCUGAUCAAGCAAUAGACAGGGAUGAACAUUCAUGUGCGCUGCAAAAUGUGUAAUCCAUACAAGGCGCUGAUAAACUUGAUCAAUAAAGAGAAGAAAACGAGGUUGUAUGUGAUGUGAAUUGUUUUAGUGUGAAACUUCACUCUAGACUUCUUGAGAACCAGAUGUGAAAAUCUAAAGCUAUUCGUUUAGUUGGUGUGACAAA